This is a messenger RNA of Oncorhynchus nerka (sockeye salmon), 1875 nucleotides long. RefSeq lists its product as uncharacterized. The record is from RefSeq and is a predicted model, not a curated record. Bases 265 to 1455 code for a protein of 396 amino acids. The transcript has 11 exons. Lineage: Eukaryota; Metazoa; Chordata; Actinopteri; Salmoniformes; Salmonidae.
UUUGGUUUUGCUUUCACUUUACUAGAAAUCAUGUCAGUACAAUUUCUGGUAAAGGACACCGAUAAUUUGCUGUUUUUGACGUCCAACUUAUCCAACCCACAGUCAUUGCAUUAAAAAUACAUCUAAACCCUGUGACGGUUUCGUAUGGCCUGUCUGAUCUUGGCAGCGUGAUAAAGUUCGAUAUUAAACAGCAGCAGGUCAGAGCAGCUGGGAUCAAAUCCUAUUUUCCUACAGCAGCAUCAGUGUGAAAGUACAAGUACAAGUAUGAGUCAGGCAAGGACAAUGAGUUUGGAAGAGCAAAUCAGGAGCCUCUCACCAGUUGCAGCAGAUGCCCUGGCAAUUGCUGAAAUUACAGAUGACAUUGACAUUCAAGAGUUAACAAGAGUAGAUCUGAACGAACUUCUGCCAGGCAUUCAACAUUUAAAACUUAGAAAGAAGAUCAGUGAACGUAUAAAUACAUCUAAACAGAACACAGCUAAACCUAUUACUUUAGUUCUUAACAAGCUAAGGGAAUUCCUUCCGGUUGAUGUCAUGGAGAAUGCACUUGUUCCCGGGGGAGUGUUACAUGGCUACGUCCCUAUUCUUAGAGAUUUGGAGAAGCAGCUGGCCAAAGCCCUCUACUUCAUUCAGGCACACGUUGGUUUGCUCGAGAGCUACAUUGGAGAAGAGUCCAUGGAGGCUCAGAGCAGUGCUGCAUCUCCAUCAGUUGACUCUGCUACAGCAGGAAACCAGCCAUCAAAUGUUGAGGCCUUAUGUGCCGCUGACAGCCAGCCCAAACAAUGCAGAACAGAAGUGUCUGGUGCGCCGAACAGACCCACCUUCAAAGAAACUCAAGAUGAGACCUCAAUGUCACACUCUCAUACUUCAGGAGCAGCUGGUGCUGACACCCAUUUUCAAAAAAGUAUAACGGAUCCUUCUCAAAUUUCCACUGGUUGUGGGCAGCCCGAGCCACGAUGCAAACAAGAGAAUUCAAGGUCUGCAGACCAUCUAGGAGCAGAAUAUAAGAUGUCCUCACCUUGGUGGCCUCUAAAUAAGAAACAAGCAGUUAAAGUCCAUUCACAAGUCUGUGGAAAAACCCUGAACACUCACCUUGCACUCAUGAAACAAGUGGAUGAUCUGGCAGUCGGACUAAAGCGAGAGGAGACCAGACCGGAAGACUGCCAAGUCAUAAUAGCCUUCUGUCCUAUUACAUCUCGUGUGGGAACAGACAUUGAUGCCGCCAUGAGAACAGUUAAAAGUAACAAAGAUGUCAUUCUAGUGGUGAUGCACCAUACUUUUGAUCACUGCUUUGUCACAAGCCAGAGAUCUGCAUCUCACUACAUAAACGUAGUGGAGCUAGUUAAUGUUCUCUUCCAUGACUCUAGGGGACUUCUGCCUUGUGAAACAAAUGAUAAAGCAGUGACUCUCAUACACAAGGCCUUACAGAAAUACAGCAGCACUACUUACAAACGUUAAGUGUCCCCUGGUGGCAACAAAGUAGUGUCUGAAGUUUAACACGCAAACAUGAUUUAAAAACCUCAUUCUACCAUUCAAGGCGUUGGUCAUUCGUUCUAGUUCAGAAUAAAGCAUGUCAAUCUGUGUAGUCAACCAAAUGAAUGACUGUUGAUACUCAAAGUAGGACUAAAUUAGAUGUCUCACUGUAGAACAGCUGGUGUAAGGGAAUCUUUGCAGCGGCUGACCUCCAAGCAUGCCCUCUUAACACUACCAAUCAUGCGGGAUGCCUCGUGUGAAUUUCAGCUUUUCCUUCUUUUGGUAUUAGAAGCACGCAAUGUUGUUGGAUGUACUUUUAACAAAUGCUUGUCUAUGUCACUACUCAAUCAUAAGAGAUUGAAAAGUUGUAACUACAGUAUAAUUAAAUGAUAUUUAUUUUGCUUA